AUGGCUGAACAAGAGAAACAAGAGAAGACUGGUACUGCGGUCUUCCUCGUCUCUGACGCAAAUCAUACAGCGUCGAUGGCCCCAUCCCUCACGAAUGAAGGUUCAGACAGGGUGUCCGAUACCACUGCUGCUCCGCCGCUCUCUGCUGGACAUGGGGAGUCGGCUAUGCCACAGGACAAAAAGGAAGAGGCUCUCGAGAACUUGGAAGAUGACUGGGAAAACGAUCCAGAAAAUGCUCGAAAUUGGUCAACUACCAAACGAUGGACUGCGAUGCUGAUAGUCUCGUUCUACACGCUAAUCCCUCCUCUUGCAAGUUCGAUGAUGGCUCCUGGCCUCCCGGAUUUGGCGACGAAAUAUGGAAUCACAAACCCCACCGUCGUCGCCCUGACGCUGAGCAUCUUCCUUCUUUCGUUCGCCCUUGGACCCCUUGUCCUCGCCCCCUUGUCGGAAAUGUAUGGACGGACAUGGGUCCUCCAUAUCGGCAAUCUCAUCAGCCUUGCGUUCAGCUUAGGCUGCGCCUAUGCACCUACCACAGGCUCUUUCAUUGCGUUCCGUUUCCUCUCCGGCUUUUCGGGUAGCGCGCCAGUUGCCAUUGGUGGAGGUUCGGUCAGCGAUUUGUUCUCAGAACGCGAGCGCGCAUCAGCGAUGGCAUUGUACAGCGUAGGACCCCUCCUCGGUCCUGCCAUCGGCCCCGUUGCCGGAGGCUUCAUUACGCAAAAGAUUGGCAUUAGAUGGGUCUUCAUUGUCAUCGCAAUUACAUGUGGCGUGGCUAGCCUCGUCGGCAUCCCCCUCCUUCAAGAGACUUACGCGCCCGUGAUCCGUCUGCGCCGAGCGGCGAAAUCCUCAGAUCCCGAGGCUGCUGCGAAAAUGCAUCCUGCCCUCCAAGCGGCACACGGCAACAAGUGGCACAUCAUGUGGAUUAACCUCUCGCGGCCUAUUGAGCUCUUGUUCAGGAGUUUUAUUUGCUUCAUUCUGAGCUUAUACAUGGCAUUCACGUACGGUGUUUAUUACCUCAUGUUCUCCACCUUUCCGGUCCUAUUCGGCGAGACCUACGGCUUCAGGCCUGGCGUUGGCGGCCUGGCUUACCUCGGGCUGGGUGUCGGAUUUAUGGUUGCUACUUUCGUUGGAGCUAGAACAGCAGAUCAAAUUUAUAAAAAGCUCGCAGAAAGGAAUGGCGGGAAAGGAACGCCUGAAAUGCGCAUUCCUGCUCUCGUCCUUGGUUCGCUCUUCAUUCCUAUCGGGCUCUUCUGGUAUGGGUGGUCGGCACAAGCCAAACUACAUUGGAUUAUGCCGAUUAUUGGCACGGGUAUAUUUGGUUUCGCGUUGAUGACCACCUUCCUUCCCAUACAACUAUAUCUGGUGGAUGCUUUCACUUACGCUGCGAGUGCCACAGCAGCUUCUGCCGUGUUCCGCUCGAUGCUCGGUUUCGCAUUUCCCUUGUUCGGUCAGCAGAUGUUUGACAAGCUGGGAGAAGGUGGUGGCAACUCGCUACUGGCGGGCCUUGCGAUCGUCAUUGGAAUUCCUUUCCCCAUCUGGAUCUACUUUAAAGGAGCGGAGAUGCGAGCCAGGAACCCCUUGACAAGAUAA
Cyclocybe aegerita is the source of this 1587-nucleotide messenger RNA. Lineage: Eukaryota; Fungi; Basidiomycota; Agaricomycetes; Agaricales; Hemipholiotaceae. The record is from the annotation of a GenBank genome assembly.